Molecule: messenger RNA, 1878 nt
Organism: Saxophila tyrrhenica
Lineage: Eukaryota; Fungi; Ascomycota; Dothideomycetes; Mycosphaerellales; Extremaceae
Exons: 1
Coding region: 1-1878 (625 amino acids)
Biological process (GO): transmembrane transport
Cellular component (GO): membrane
Molecular function (GO): transmembrane transporter activity
Source: RefSeq, a predicted model, not a curated record
AUGCCCAGCAGACCCACCAGCAGCUCCUCCCGCGCCAAACCCCCCGACGACACCCCCUCCACCAUCGACAAACUCGACUACGUCCCCGGCGGACGCCCGCUCCUCCGCUCCCCCUCCGCCGAACCCCACAGCCGCACCAGCGAAGCCCACAGCUACGCCGGCAGCUUCUUCGAAGAAGUCGCCGACGGCAUCGUCGCGCAAGACCGAGACCGGAUGAAGAAGCAGUUUACGCGGUACCUGAGCUUUACAUGGGCGAUUGUGAACUGUCUCGGUGCUGGGGGAAUUACGGCGUACAGUCUAUACGGCCCGCUGUUUCAGAGGCGGUUGCAUUAUACGCAGUUGCAGGUCAAUGGAGUUUCGAUUGCGGCGGAGUUGAGUUUGUACUUGCCGGUGCCGAUUUGGGGGUAUAUGUGUGAUCGGUAUGGGCCUGGGAUACCAUCGUUGUUGUCCGGGAUAUUGUUUGGGUUGGGGUAUUUGCUUGCUGCUUUUGCGUAUCAGAGCGGGCCUCCCCCGGAUCGAGGCGGGGACGGAUGGCCGUACUGGGUGAUGCUGCUGGCCUUCGUGCCGAUUGGAUGUGCGACAAGCUGCAUGUAUUUGUCGGCGGUCACGACAUGCGCGAAGAACUUUGGGCGUGGGAAGUACAAGGGCAUAGCGCUGGCGCUGCCUAUAGCAUGCUUUGGGCUGAGCGGGAUGUGGCAGUCGCAGGUGGGGAGUCAACUGUUGUAUGAGAAGAAGCCGGAUGGUAAGAAGGGAGACGUGGACGUAUACCGGUAUUUCCUGUUUUUGGGGUUGCUAUGUCUUGGGCUUGGAAUAAUAGGCUUCUUCACGCUGAAGGUCGUCAACGAGGAGGAGCUGAUUGACGAGGCAGUGGAUGAGUUGGAGCAGAGUGGGUUGCUAGACAGCAGCCAGUUCUUACAGCGGAUGACGAGCAGUGGGAAUAUCGAAUACGGCACCAUGUCGAACGAGCGCCGUCUGAGCGCAGAAGAGUUCGACGAACUUCGCCGCGAGGCCGAAGAAAAGAAAGCACGGCGCCUCGAAGAACAGCGCAAGAAGACAUGGCUGCUCAACGAAGAAACACGCCGCUUCCUCUCCGACCACACCAUGUGGUGGCUCGCCGCUGGCUUCUUCCUCGUCACGGGUCCUGGUGAAGCCUUCAUUAACAACCUAGGAACAGUAAUCGGCACUCUCUACCCACCCUCCCUCGCGCCACCAGAGAACAGCGAUCCCGGCCAAACGAGCGCCGCCACGCACGUCUCCAUCGUGGCCAUUACCAGCACUAUCGCUCGCAUCCUAACUGGCACCCUCACCGACGUCCUCGCGCCCACUUCAUCCCCUCAUCAACACCGCCGUGGUCCAAACAGCUUAGCCAACAGCCUCGCCUCCCUUCCCCAAGCCGGUCCCCCAGAACCAUCAGGCCGCUUCGAGCUCUCCCGCAUCACCUUCCUCAUCGCCUUCUCCAUCCUCAUGUCCAUCGGCCAGGUCAUCCUCGCAAGCGGCCUAAUCCAAGGACAUGGCGACCUCUUCUGGCUCGUCUCCGCCUCCAUCGGCGCCGGCUACGGUGCCGUCUUCAGCCUGACACCCAUUUGUGUGAGCGUCAUCUGGGGUGUAGAGAACUUCGGCACCAACUGGGGUAUCGUGGCUACGGUUCCUGCGAUCGGUGCCACGGUGUGGGGCCUAGUGUAUUCAGGCGUGUAUCAAUGGGCUGCGGAGAAAGGGGUAGAGGCUUCGGAGAUGAAGGAGGAUUUGCUGUGUUAUGGGACGAGUUGCUAUGCGCCGACUUUCGGGGCGAUGGCGGUGAGUGUGUGGUUGGCGUGUGGGCUGUGGGCGUGGGCUUGGAGGGGACCUGGGGGGUGGUAUCGGAGGGGUGUACUUGUGUAG